This is a messenger RNA of Charadrius vociferus (killdeer), 441 nucleotides long. RefSeq names its product MORN repeat containing 4 (gene MORN4). NCBI's taxonomy places the organism in Eukaryota, Metazoa, Chordata, Aves, Charadriiformes, Charadriidae. Bases 1 to 441 code for a protein of 146 amino acids. The record is from RefSeq and is a predicted model, not a curated record. The transcript has 4 exons.
AUGACCCUCACCAAAGGCUCCUUCACCUACUCCAGUGGGGAGGAGUACCGCGGCGAGUGGAAGGAAGGUCGCAGGCACGGUGUCGGGCAGCUGACAUUUGCCGACGGCACCGCUUAUGUGGGGCACUUUGAGAACGGGCUCUUCCAUGGCUGCGGCGUGCUCACCUUCUCCGAUGGCUCCAGGUACGAGGGCGAGUUUGUGCAGGGCAAGUUCAACGGUGUUGGCGUCUUCACCCGCUGCGACAACAUGACCUUUGAGGGCGAGUUCAAAGGCGGGCGUGUGUAUGGUUUUGGUCUCCUGACCUUUCCAGACGGCUCCCAUGGGGUGCCCCGCAACGAGGGCUUCUUCGAGAACAACAAGCUGCUGCGGCGGGAGAAGUGCCCGGCUGUCAUCCAGAGGGCACAGGGCGCCUCCAAGUCUGCCCACAACCUGAUGGCGUGA